Molecule: messenger RNA, 1664 nt
Organism: Solanum dulcamara
Lineage: Eukaryota; Viridiplantae; Streptophyta; Magnoliopsida; Solanales; Solanaceae
Product: aspartyl protease family protein At5g10770-like
Exons: 2
Coding region: 40-1545 (501 amino acids)
Biological process (GO): proteolysis
Molecular function (GO): aspartic-type endopeptidase activity
Source: RefSeq, a predicted model, not a curated record
GUGGAAGGUCCAAAAAAAACACUAUAUAAUAAGCAUAGGAUGAAAGGGCGUUUUGUCAAAUAUCCAAAUACUAUUAUUGUUUCACCAAUGGCUACUAAAAGUCUUUUGCUCCCUUCUUUUCUUCUCAUUUUGCUUUCAUUCUCUUGGGAUAAAAGCAAUGCUUUGGAAGGAAGAAAAACAAUUGAAUCCAAUUUCCACACUCUCCAACUCACCUCUAUUCUUCCUUCCUCUUCUUGCAACCCCACUAACAAAGGUAAAAGAGGAGGAUCAUCAUUGGAGAUCAUCAACAAGCAUGGGCCAUGUUCUCAACUUAAUCAAAAGGGAUCAAAAGGCCCAACUGUAAACGAAAUCUUGGCCCACGAUCAGGCCCGAGUGGACUCAAUCCAAGCCCGAAUCGCAGCCCAAAACUUCAACCUCUUUAGAAAGACAGACAAAACCUCCAAGAAGAACAGAGCAAAAGACUCAAAAACCAGUCUCCCUGCACAAUCCGGCAUUGCUCUCGGCACCGGAAACUACAUCGUCACCGUCGGAAUCGGAACUCCCAAAAAUGAUUUGUCCCUAGUCUUCGAUACCGGCAGUGACCUUACAUGGACUCAAUGCCAACCCUGUCUCAAAUCAUGCUUUACUCAACAACAACCAAUUUUCAACCCAUCGUCUUCUUCAACAUAUUCCAACAUCUCUUGUACUUCUACAGCUUGUUCUGGGCUUAAAUCAGCUACCGGAAAUACCCCUGGUUGUUCUUUAUCUACUUGCAUAUACGGCAUACAGUAUGGUGAUUCGUCGUUCUCGAUAGGGUACUUCGCUAAAGACAAGCUAACUUUAUCAGCAACAGAUGUGUUUGAUGAAUUCAUGUUCGGUUGUGGGCAAAACAACAAAGGGUUAUUCGGAAAAACCGCCGGAUUAAUCGGUUUAGGCCGUGAUGCUCUUUCUAUUGUAUCUCAAACAUCUGCGAAAUUCGGAAAAUACUUCUCUUACUGUCUUCCUACCAGGAGAGGAUCUAAUGGUCAUUUAACCUUCGGCAAGAACAGUGGUGUAAAAUCGACUAUCCAAUUCACACAAUUCGCUUCAUCACAAGGAACAUCGUUCUACUUCAUAGAUGUAUUGGGUAUUUCUGUUGGUGGAAAAGCGUUAGCGAUAAGUCCAAUGGUGUUUAAGAACGCCGGAACAAUCAUAGAUUCCGGUACUGUGAUUACCCGGUUACCUUCAACGGCGUAUGAUAAUCUCCGAUCAACUUUCCGGCAGCUCAUGACCAAGUAUCCCAGAGCGCCAGAUCUAUCUUUGCUUGAUACUUGCUAUGAUUUAAGCAACUACACUACCAUUAACAUUCCGAAAAUCAGCUUCAACUUCAAUGGCAAUACGAAGGUGGACUUGGACAUAAGUGGUAUUCUUUACCCAAACGGUAUCUCUCAGGUUUGCUUGGCUUUCGCCGGAAAUGGAGAUGACAAUAGUAUUGCGAUUUUUGGGAAUACACAACAGCAGACACUGGAGAUUGUGUAUGAUGUUGCUGGUGAAAAAUUAGGGUUUGGUUAUGGGGGAUGUUCUUAGAAAUUUGGUUAAGUUUACUAAUUAAUCCAAAAUACUGCAGUUGAAAAAAAAAAAUUGUAAUACUGCAAAAGUACUGAAAAAUGUAUAUCCAUUUAUAAUGUGUGUUUGACCAUGUUUCA